This is a messenger RNA of Recurvomyces mirabilis, 2142 nucleotides long. RefSeq lists its product as uncharacterized. The transcript has 5 exons. Bases 1 to 2142 code for a protein of 713 amino acids. NCBI's taxonomy places the organism in Eukaryota, Fungi, Ascomycota, Dothideomycetes, Mycosphaerellales, Teratosphaeriaceae. The record is from RefSeq and is a predicted model, not a curated record.
AUGGCUACCGUCGGCCUCAUGCCUUCACCCACAGGCGCAGUCACGUCCGCCUUCUCGCCUUACACGGACUCGCCCAACUCGCCUGCGCCCUUUUCAAAAGGACACUACCUCCCAACGUCGAACAGAUCCUCUGGACCAUCCGACUCCCUGGCUCCUCCACCCAGCCCAUACCCACAGCACACCGAUCCGUCACCAGUCGACUCGAACGGGACCGAGAGUACAGAAAUAGAAGAUCAGGCGCAAGAGGACGGCAAUGUCAAAUCGCCCAACACGGCCAACGAAGAGCUCAACUCUCCCGACAUAGAAAUCACCAGUCCACAGAGCGCGGACAGUGACCGCAUGCAGAGGAUUGAUACUCAGGUCUCCGCUUCUGCUCGCGCAACACCAGAAGAUGCGCCGUCUUCUGUCAUCCAUGCGCCCACGGGCUUCCAGAAUUUCGAGGCGAAGAACCCUAGCAUACACUCGCCAACGGAGAGCUCCGAGAAUACGGUCGUCUCGCCAGAGACACCCGAGGCUGCUAAGAGCCCUGCCGAUCGAAGGCUCGCGUCAAUCUCGCCUGUCAACACAGAUGUACCACGUUACAACGAUCGGACGACUCCUCGUGCGCAAACCAGGACAGAGCUCGAAGAUGACUGGAAGCGCAGAAGUCGGCGAGCGUCUUCGCUUGAAGACAUACCAGAAGCCAUGGACAGAGAGGACAAGGAUGGCGAGGAGAAAGAAGACCCUGACACCGCUGGACUGGUCGGCGAGGGUACCAUGACGACCGCUAUGGAAGCUUCUUUACACAAUGCACAAGAGGAGAUCGCUGCGCUUCGCACUGCCCUGAGCGAAUGCUGGACGCUCUGCAACACACUCGCAGCACUAUCAUCAACACAUCGACAACGAACUUUCAAGUUCGCUGGGAAGCAGGACAUACAGGAAUCAGCAUGGCGUAGCUGCUGGCGUUUAUGUCAACAACUGUACGACUCGCGAGAUGAGGACCAUGCAUCUCAAGUCUUGCCAACCUUGGAGUUGUGUCGAGACUUCUGCCAAUCACUUUUCGAAGCGCGGCAAAAGACAGACGAGGCUUCUGAUUCUGUGUUAAGGGUAAGUUUCGAGCUGAACAAUCACCUGUACAACACCAAAGAUCGAAGUCUGCCGGAAGCUUUCAACGAACGCACAUUGGACUUUUACAUCACCAUGUGCCAUCGACUCAUGAAGCAGCGAACCUCUCUACCACAGGAGACAGACGCACUACUACGAGCAUGUUGGUCACUAGCAGAAAUGCUCUUCAACCUCCGGCAGAACAACCGAGAAGGAAAGUCUUCAGACGAAGAACUCCUGGGCUCAGCGGUGCAAGCCUGCUGGGAACUCUGCGACCUCUUCCGCGACGGCUGGACGCAAAUCCGACCCGAUCGUGGCACACCCCGACCCAGCCAAGUGACGUUCCAAAACACCUUUCCGAAGCAGACAUCGUUCAAAUCGCCUCCGAGCCGGCCACAAUCGGAAGCGCGGUCGAAUUCUAGUUUGAGUAGUCGACAGUACCACGAUGCUCCCGCCGCGCCCAUCGUGCCGGAAACACCCACCACGAUCUUCGACGAUACAGUCUCAUCGACAUCUUCGCCGGACUCGACUGUUAUACCUAAUAUCCUCGUCCUCGGCCCCGCGCCAUCAGCCAACGGAGGCUCGAAACGAGGCGGGACGCAUCAUGAGCGAUGGUCGAGUAACGCAUCUGUUCUGAGCGGUUACUCGGAAUCCGCUUCAUCCCAGCGCUCGUCCUCGACUGCUACUGCGGGGACGGAAGAGGCACAUCUCGCCCGAUUGCGGUACCUGCUCCUCAAAGCCGGGAUGCACACAGGCUACACGAAAAUCUCGGGCGAAGCACUUCCCGCGCACGUCAGGACUUUGCCCAGCACAGCGUUCGGUAAUAUGCCCUGGCAGGUGAAAGUCCUGGAGUUUUACAAGAAGUUGGUGAUGGGGGAUAAGUCGAUGAUGGGCGUGCAUAAUAUGGCCUCCCGACGCCUCGGAGCGGCGGAGGUGGCGAAGAGUGUCAAGUGGUUGGGGAGUAGUGAGCAGUGGGCUUGGAUGCGGGAUUUGUAUCGGUUGGUGUUUGGGUUUGGGAUUGAGGAGGCGGAGAGGAUUGGGGGGAGUAUUUCUGUGUGA